This is a messenger RNA of Ilex paraguariensis (yerba mate), 162 nucleotides long. NCBI's taxonomy places the organism in Eukaryota, Viridiplantae, Streptophyta, Magnoliopsida, Aquifoliales, Aquifoliaceae. The record is from the annotation of a GenBank genome assembly.
AUGGCUCCUCAUAAGUUGGUCUGGUGGUCUAGUAUGUUUCUGGAUAACUCAAAAGUUAUAGGAUGCAUCAGCUCAUCUGAGAAUGACUAUAAGGUAAAAUUGAGAUUCUGUGGCCUGGAUGUUCAGUUGCUGACUGAUAUUUUAGUUCCAUCGGAUCAGUAA